Molecule: messenger RNA, 761 nt
Organism: Monomorium pharaonis (pharaoh ant)
Lineage: Eukaryota; Metazoa; Arthropoda; Insecta; Hymenoptera; Formicidae
Exons: 5
Coding region: 101-649 (182 amino acids)
Biological process (GO): social behavior
Molecular function (GO): odorant binding
Source: RefSeq, a predicted model, not a curated record
AUACAUUUUAUAUUUUAAAUGAGAAGGUAUAUAUAUACGCUGUAGCUGCGGUUAUUUUGAAUAACAAUCUUCAUUGCAGUGGAUAUAUAAAUUAUACAAAAUGAAAAGUCUUAUACUUUGUGCAUUUGUUUUUAUACUUGCUUUUCAGUCAUCUAGCUCAACAGAACAAAUGUUAAAAGAUAUAAUGAGAAGCGAUAAUAUUAAAAUUUGCGCUAUUGAAACUAACGCAACUGCUAGUGACAUGUAUACAAAAGAAGAGGUAUUGGCUAACGUACCUGCUGAAUCCGCAAAUGCAGAAAGAACACAAAAACUUGGUUGCUUUUUUUUCUGUAUCUUAAAAAAGGAAAAUGUCAUGGAAGGAACAAACAUUAACCAAGCACAGAUGGAGACAAAAUUAUCUAUUAUACUUGGAGGUAAACAAGAUAUAGCACGCGAAAUUGCGCAUAAAUGCAUAAAUGAAGUGGAAAAUAUUACGGAAGGAUGUGAGAAAUGUUUCUCUCUCUACUCAUGCGGAUUGAAAGAUCUAGUUAAUGCUAUGGAAAGACAUGAAGAACAUGAAAAAGAAGAAACAGGAGAAGUAGAAACAGAACAAUCUUUGAAUAAACCAAAAGAAAUGAUAGAAGAAGCAGAAGCAGAACAAACUGUAUAAAUACUAUCAUGAAUACAAAAAUUGAAUAUUAUCUAUGUAACUAUUAACAUAAGUUUAUAAUAUACAUUUAAUGUAAUUUACAUUAAAUAAAAAUCACAUGUAUUCUUUUAAA